Molecule: messenger RNA, 1230 nt
Organism: Acaulospora colombiana
Lineage: Eukaryota; Fungi; Glomeromycota; Glomeromycetes; Diversisporales; Acaulosporaceae
Source: the annotation of a GenBank genome assembly
AUGAAAUUGAUAAAUCUUAGUCUCUGGAAAAGCACAAGACGCAAACCUAUUUUUUUUCAUCGCGUGAACAAAGAUUUUGUCAAACUGGCGACUCCACAUUCUCCCUCACCUUCGACUUCCAUUCCGAAGCCACCAAUAACUCCUGUUCGAAAACGUACACCACGCACACGUUUAACCCCAUCAACACGUUCGCGUUUGGUUACCCCUACACCACGUACAAACAACUCAACCAAGUCCUCCGCUGAUUCACCAAUUUCCCCACUUCAUAUUGGCUCUUUACUUCAACUGCUUAAGUCGUGCAAGAGGAGAAGUCCCAAGUCUAUCCUCAAAAAGGAAGUUUUAAAAUUAGACGUUAUCGGCAACGACUGGGUUGGUACCACCCCUCCGAAAAGAAAAAGAACAAAAUCACUGUGCGAUCGAUUUAUCCCAGCUCGCGAAAUGGGAGAACCAUCUCAUCAGUUCAACGUCGCUCACCGUGAACACGGAAAGGAGUCAUACAUGGGCAGCGCAGAAUUGGAGUAUCAGGAAAAGUUAGCGGAGGCAUGCGGCAUUGCACUUAACAAGCGUAUUCUGUCAUUCAAGGUCGAACCUCCAUCAAGCCAAAAAGAAGAUCUACGCAAAAUCUAUAAGACUCCAUUGAAGACGACAUCAAUCAACAUGAGAAGACGUAUUAUGACCGUCCCAGAACGUAUUCUCGAUGCGCCCGGAAUGAUUGACGAUUACUAUUUGAAUUUACUAGAUUGGAGCAUUAAGAACAUGGUGGCAAUCGGACUUUAUCAAAAUGUUUACGUGUGGAACGCCGAUACCGGUGAUGUCAAGUCAUUCGCGCAGACCAGCAAUAACGAUUAUAUUUCAAGUUUGUCCUGGUCUAUGGACGGAGAGUAUUUGGCGGUAGGGACGAGCGACGGUGACACUCAAAUUUGGGAUGCGCUUAGAGAACAAAAGAUUCGUUCGAUGUUAGGACACGUUUCCCGGGUUGGUGUGGUCACAUGGAACAAACACAUCGUUUCUUCAGGAUGCAAGGAUGGCAGUAUUUGGAAUCAUGAUACUAGGAUCGCGCAGCACCGAGUGUCCGAAUUACUUGACCACUCUAGCGAGGUUUGCGGUUUAAAGUGGCGUCACGACGGAGAACAACUGGCAAGCGGUGGCAACGAUAAUCGAGUGAACAUAUGGGAUGCCAGAUCCAGCGUUCCGCAAUUCACAAAAACAAAUCACACUGCUGCGGUCAAG